Messenger RNA from Ascochyta rabiei, 1872 nucleotides. RefSeq names its product velum formation- protein. NCBI's taxonomy places the organism in Eukaryota, Fungi, Ascomycota, Dothideomycetes, Pleosporales, Didymellaceae. The transcript has a single exon. Bases 1 to 1872 code for a protein of 623 amino acids. The record is from RefSeq and is a predicted model, not a curated record.
AUGUCUCUCUCCGUCAUUCCCGUCUCCAACGAGACCAAGAACACUUCUCACCGCCAGACAAAGGACGGCCGUCGCAUCCGUUAUGAGCUGCAGGUCAUCCAGCAGCCCGAGCGUGCCCGUGCCUGUGGCAGUGGCGCCAAGUCGAGUGCUGACCGCCGUCCUGUUGACCCCCCACCCAUUGUCGAGCUGCACAUUUUCGAAAACGACCAGGACGUCACCUUCGCCUACAACGCAAACUUCUUCCUGCACGCCAGUCUCGAGAAUGCCCGCCCCCUCGCUGCCGGCCGCACCGCUCCCUCCAUCUCCAGCUCUCCCGUCCUCACCGGCACCCCCGUCGCCGGCAUGGCCUAUCUCGACCGCCCCACCCCUGCUGGCUACUUCAUCUUCCCCGACCUCUCCGUCCGCCACGAGGGCAAGUAUCGUCUCAGCUUUGCCCUGUUGGAGAACCUCAGCGAAGUCAAGGAUCUCGACCCAGACGACCCAAACGUCAUCCACGACGGUAACCGCUUCGUCACCAACCGCUGCGAGGUCAAGUCAGCUCCUUUUGCCGUCUUCUCCGCAAAGAAGUUCCCAGGCCUGUCCGAGAGUACCGCCCUCAGCCGUAUGGUCGCCGAGCAAGGCUGCCGUGUCCGCAUACGCCGUGACGUGAGGAUGAGACGCCGUGAGAACAAGAGCACCAAGGACUGGGAUACCUACGACGACGACAACGACUAUGGACAGCAAGCACGACGCACCUCAACCCCCGAGUCCUAUGGCCAACAGCCCGGCAUGCCGGCCCCGGGCGCUCCCCUAGAUGAACGUCCUCGCUCCAUGUCUGAUGCCAGCAAUGCUUCGCUCGCGCCUCCUCGCCGCCCCAGCAUGGAGGACAUGGCGCAGGCACAGGCACAGGCCUACCAGCAGCCAAGCACAAGCUACCAGCAAAUGCCCCCGCCUCAGACGAACGGCUACUCUCACGUACCAGCCCAGCCCCAGUAUCAGCCUCCGUAUCAACAGCAACAGCAGUAUGCGCCUCCGCCAGCAAGCCACAUGAUGCAGCCGCCUCAGCCCUCGUACUCGCAGCCGCCUCAGCAGCAACCCCAGCACCAGCACCAGCACCAGCACCAGCACCAGCACCAGCAUCAGCAUCAGCACCAGCCUCCGUCUCAGCCUGCCUACAGCAGCUACCAGACUCACGCCCCAAUGCCAAUGAGCCAGUCGUACGGAUACCCAAGCCACCACCAGCAGCAAUCUCACUACGAGCCCCGCCAGGAACAACCCGCCGCGCACCAUCAACCGAUCGACUACCGGAGGCCUUCGAUCCCCCAGCCGACUCAACAAUACGCACCCUCAAGCCAACAACCGCUCAUGUCGCCCUACAGUCCUGUAGACGCCUACCAACAACGCUCGCAGUCCCUCAGCCAGCCUUUGCAGCCCAUGCAAACACCAGCGCGCGCUGCCUCGAUAUCUGGCCCCAGCACUAUGCACCCGCACAACAGCCACGCUCUGCCCACACUGAAGACGCUGCAACCACCCAUUGGCACAGAAAAGCUGGACCCCGUCUCACCCUCAUACAACUCUCCCAUGAACACCCUCUCUUCUGCUACCAUGUCUGCCAACUCGGACGCUACCAACGCCAACUACGCUCUGCACAGCUACCCUGCCGCGAGUCUUCCGCCCAUGUCAGCUUCUGGACAAAAACGAUCCUUCUCCAGCACCUUCGAUCAGAGUCACAUGACGCAGCGUCUGACGCAAGGUGCGCGACCGGUGCCGUCGGGACCGGGCUACACCUACGACGAGCCGGACAUGGAGGAGCCCAUGGACCGAGCGGCCAUGAGCUACCGACGAGCAGACGGCACACAGCGUCAGCGUCACGUUCCAGAGGUCAACGUCUAG